Sorghum bicolor (sorghum) is the source of this 1974-nucleotide messenger RNA. RefSeq lists its product as uncharacterized. Gene Ontology annotation, cellular component: membrane. The record is from RefSeq and is a predicted model, not a curated record. Gene Ontology annotation, biological process: transmembrane transport. The transcript has 3 exons. Lineage: Eukaryota; Viridiplantae; Streptophyta; Magnoliopsida; Poales; Poaceae. Bases 243 to 1805 code for a protein of 520 amino acids. Gene Ontology annotation, molecular function: transmembrane transporter activity.
AUGGCCCACAUGUCACUAUGCUACACGGUUACUACACUCGAACCAAAAGCGAGCGGUAAAUAAAUACGUAUUAAAAUUCUCCCGAGGAGAAGAGAAGACCCAGAUCGCCGGUGGCUUUGGAGCUACUUGCUUGCUUGCUGACCAAUGGCGGCCAUUCCGGCUGCCCAAGCUAGCCAGAGCUGAGCAUCCGGCCUGAAUAGGAGAGGCGAGCGAGAGAGCGGCCAGAGGUCUCAGUCAGAAGCAUGGGGCUGUCAUCAGCGUGGCGGGAGGGGCGGCGGACGCUGGUGCUGGUGAACCUGGCGUCCAUCAUGGAGCGCGCCGACGAGGCGCUGCUGCCGGCGGUGUACCGGGAGGUGGGCGCCGCGCUGCACGCCACGCCCACGGGGCUCGGCGCCCUCACGCUGUACCGAUCCAUCGUGCAGGCCGCCUGCUACCCGGUGGCGGCCUACGCCGCGUCGCGCCACAACCGCGCCCAUGUCAUCGCGCUGGGGGCCUUCCUCUGGGCCGCCGCCACCUUCCUCGUCGCCGUCUCCGACACCUUCCUCCAGGUGGCAAUUUCAAGGGGCUUGAAUGGCAUUGGUCUAGCUCUCGUUAUACCAGCAGUUCAGUCGCUGGUGGCUGACUCCACCGACGACGACAACCGUGGCACAGCUUUCGGUUGGCUGCAACUGACGAGCAGCAUAGGCUCCAUAUUUGGGGGAUUCUUUGCCUUGAUGCUGGCUCAGACUACAAUCUUGGGGAUUGAAGGAUGGCGUAUUGCCUUCCAUCUCGUCGCAGUCGUCAGUGUCAUCGUAGGCAUCCUCGUGUGGUUCUUCGCCGUGGAUCCCCAUUUCCCCACAAACAAUGCUGCCUCACAUGCUGCACCAGUGAGCAAAAAAUCUGCACUUGAUGAAGCAAGGGAGCUGAUCAUUGAGGCCAAGUCCAUAAUCCAGAUCCCAACGUUCCAAGUCUUCGUCGCGCAGGGUGUCAGCGGCUCAUUCCCAUGGUCAGCACUGUCGUUCUUGUCCAUGUGGCUUGAGCUCAUCGGGUUCAGCCACGAGGACACCGCCAUUUUCACGACGACCUUUGCUGUCGCCACCUCCAUUGGCGGCCUUCUUGGUGGCAAGAUGGGGGAUUUCUUUGCUCAGCGAUAUCCGAACGCCGGGAGGAUCAUCCUGUCGCAGAUAAGCGCUGGCUCUGCUGUUCCACUGGCUGCUGUUCUCCUGCUGGGUUUGCCUGAUAAUCCAUCCAGAUCCAGCGGUGUAGCCCAUGGACUUGUUCUGUUCAUCAUGGGACUCAUCAUCUCUUGGAAUGGAGCUGCUACAAACGGGCCGAUUUUUGCAGAGAUCGUGCCCGAGAGGCAAAGGACAAGCAUCUAUGCUUUGGACAGGACUUUCGAGUCGAUUCUAGCCUCGUUUGCGCCACCUGUCGUUGGCUUGUUAUCGCAGCACCUCUAUGGUUUCAAACUGGACGACAAAGGGAGCAGCCCUGAGCAGGAUCGGGAGAACGCUGCGUCGCUGGCCAAGGCGCUGUACACGGCCAUUUCCAUCCCCAUGGUUAUCUGCAGCUCCAUAUACACGUUCAUGUACCGCACUUACCCUCGAGACAGGGAGCGUGCGCGCAUGCAGUCUAUGAUCCAGUCAGAGCUAGAUCAGAUUGAGCUGGGCGGUUCGAGCUUUGGAUGCGGCGAUGACGACAGGUUUGAGCUCUUUGAAUCGAUGCACGAUGGUGAUAAGCCUGGUGAGGUUGAUGGCAGCUAUGGUGCUGAAGAAUCUGCUGAGGCCGAUGCCGGCACUGAAAAACUAUUAGGAAACCAUGAGUUGUGACGGACAAAAGAUGCUACAUGGUCCACUUUGUAACACGAUUUUAGGAUAUUCUGCCGAUUUUAGGAACUUGUAACACGGUGAUCAGUAUGAUUCACUAAAGUGACCAUUCUUUGUUCUUCCAUAUCUUCGUUAUGCUGGUACUGCUACUGCUAUGCUAGUAUACAACAUA